CAAGAUUUUCCUCCGGACCUGUCUCGGUGGUGAUUGAAGGGUGAUUCCGCACAUUUAGGCAAUAAUUAGCCGUAGUUGUAUAUAGAAAUAACUUAGACGGUCAUAUCUGCGACCGAUUAUCACAUAGUCAAACUGGCGCUUUUGCUUGAGUGUAUUAUGAACGGGCACGCCAUUCUAUACACCGGGGUCACUUUGGCCUUCUGGAGUACCAUUCUCAUCGUCGGAAUCUGCUAUACCAUUUUCGACCUUGGAUUCAGAUUUGAUGUGGCAUGGUUUUUGACGGAGACCUCCCCGUUUAUGUGGGCCAAUCUUGGCAUCGGCUUGGCCAUUUCCCUCUCGGUCGUCGGCGCAGCCUGGGGGAUUUACAUCACUGGCUCCAGCAUCAUUGGUGGUGGUGUCAAAGCCCCUCGCAUUAAAACCAAAAAUCUGGUCAGUAUUAUCUUCUGUGAGGCUGUUGCCAUCUAUGGAAUCAUUAUGGCAAUUGUCAUAAGCAACAUGGCAGAGAAUUUCAGUGGCACCACCCCAGAGACUAUUGGGGCAAGAAACUACCAAGCAGGUUACUCCAUGUUUGGCGCGGGUCUGACCGUUGGCUUUUCCAACCUUUUCUGUGGCAUCUGCGUUGGUAUUGUGGGUAGCGGGGCUGCCCUUGCAGAUGCCCAGAAUCCAAGCCUCUUUGUCAAAAUUCUCAUUGUUGAAAUCUUUGGCAGUGCCAUUGGGCUGUUUGGUGUCAUUGUAGCCAUCCUGCAAACGUCAAAAGUAAAAAUGGGAGAUUAGAAGACUUGAAGAGGCUCGAGGAUGAAAACAAGACUAAAGCCCCUUUGAUGCAGAAACAUUGACAGAUUGAUUAUGUAAAUACAUAGUAAAUUAUUUAAAUGUAUUUUUUUUGUUUGUUUGUUUGUUUGUGUGUGUUUUUAACCAUCAGUGACUGAAGAGUGAACUAUUUCCACCAUUUUCCUCUUUCGAGAAAAGUUCUCUCUGUACAUUAGAAAGAAUCAAAGCAUGUGGCAUUGCACAUCUGGAGAAAAAAAAAAAAAAAAAAGAUAAACUUUAGGUUUUGGUUACACCCAUUUACAGAAAAUGACUUAAUUGUUAUUAAGACCAGACCGAUAGAAAAUAAACACCUGUUACGCUGAAAAGAUGUUGAAUUUGACAUGAGCGUGUUCGGUGAAUGACCAGUACUUGAGACGUAUUAUGGAGUUUCUCUCUUUGUUAAACUCUUGCUCAAGUCAUACAGUAGGUCCCCUUAAACAUAUUGUGGUACACUUGUGAAAACGUUGAAGUUCAGUGUGUAAUUUGCUGUGAUUGCUGUUUCAUACAACACAAGACAGUGAAAAAUACAGAAUUGUGGUUACAUGUUCUGAAUGGCUAUAAAUUUUGUCGGAAGUAUCCUCAUGUUCCUCUUUAUCCAAAAAA
Messenger RNA from Chanos chanos (milkfish), 1413 nucleotides. RefSeq names its product ATPase H+ transporting V0 subunit b (gene atp6v0b). Gene Ontology annotation, biological process: proton transmembrane transport. Lineage: Eukaryota; Metazoa; Chordata; Actinopteri; Gonorynchiformes; Chanidae. Gene Ontology annotation, cellular component: proton-transporting V-type ATPase, V0 domain. The coding region runs from base 157 to 774 and encodes 205 amino acids. The transcript is spliced from 8 exons. The record is from RefSeq and is a predicted model, not a curated record. Gene Ontology annotation, molecular function: proton-transporting ATPase activity, rotational mechanism.